Messenger RNA from Triticum turgidum subsp. durum (durum wheat), 579 nucleotides. The record is from the annotation of a GenBank genome assembly. Lineage: Eukaryota; Viridiplantae; Streptophyta; Magnoliopsida; Poales; Poaceae.
AUGUGCGCACACAGAUCUCAGAUUUUCGGUUCUGGACCCCUGUUUGUUCUCUUCAUGCUGAUUUAUCCAAUAAAGAAACUUUCUUACUUUCCUGUAAUUUUAACUAUUCCCGCUUCCUUGAUUUUGUUUAAUUCUGUAGGCAGACGUUAUCCUGCAGUUAAUAUAGUAAUAUUAACUGAGGUCUCCUUCGAAUAUGUAUUCGGCAGAAAACCAUUAACCGAACCCCCUCAGGAUAGCUCUCCCGGAAUUGUGAUCUCGAUCAAAGAUAUGGAUGAUUGGCAAUUGCGCUGGGACAAUUCUGCUCGAUACAACAAGCUGUUGGUGUAUUCGUUCUACGACAAGAAUUCCACACUGUCCAAGGCCAUGGACAAGCUGUUGGAGAAACUCGCCAAGCAGUAUAAAGGCAAGGCAGACUUCUGCAAGUUGGACGUCGACAACUUCGAGUUUUUGGCGGGGCUUUGCGGAGUGGAGGGAGCGUAUCCGACGUUCGUGCUAUUCAAGAAGUGCAAGCAGGUGGGCAAGGUCGUCGGCCUCAAGGACGACGAACUCGAGCGGAGCAUCGAGCGAGCGCUAAACUAG